This is a messenger RNA of Alternaria postmessia, 2211 nucleotides long. RefSeq lists its product as uncharacterized. Gene Ontology annotation, molecular function: ATP hydrolysis activity; ATP binding. The transcript is spliced from 8 exons. Bases 1 to 2211 code for a protein of 736 amino acids. NCBI's taxonomy places the organism in Eukaryota, Fungi, Ascomycota, Dothideomycetes, Pleosporales, Pleosporaceae. The record is from RefSeq and is a predicted model, not a curated record.
AUGGAUUCAUUUCACCGCUUGGGCACCAAAAGGUCUACCGGUCUCGAUCCAGAGACCAACGCAUCCUUCGCGGAGCGUUCUGACAUUGGGACCGAUCUGCCUGACACCGCCGCUGGCGAGGGCAAUGCAAACAGGAGGAAAAAGAAGUUGACGUACAAAGAUCAAUUUUACGACAAGAAUUCACGUGAGACUAUCCUUGUGUCUUCGGCUGCCAGACGGAAGAAAUCGUCCAAGAACAAGCAUAGCAGUGUGGUGAUUCAAGUUCGGAGAAUAUACUCAGAUAAGGGGGUUUUUGUCAAAACCGAAGUCGACAUCAAGGGGACGUUACUUCUCGAAGAAUUGAAGAGCAUUCAUGAGGAUACGCGUGGAGUCUUCCUCGGGGAUACCUCGAAUACAGUAAAACCGGAGCUGUUGUACUGGUCACGUAACGAUAUACUCGAGCGUAAACAAGCGCUCCAGAAUGGAGACCCAAGCGAAACGCAGGAAGCUAUCAUUACGGAACUUGAUGUCGCUCUCCAGUUCAUUGAAGAGGAAUAUGGCGACUUGAUACCUAACGUUGAGCAACUCCUCAAGGAGAAAAAGAUGACGUUCAACAACCUAUGGACAAUACUUGCACCCAACACGCUGAUCUACUCAAAAGACGAACUGGGAAACGAUCGAAUUCACCGCCUUGAAGCCUCGGGAGUGACUCAGGACCAGAACGGAUCCUACUAUCUUGCGAUAUCUGCUAAUCACAUAGAUUCAGAUGGUGUACGACUUGGAAUCGUGAGAGAGGGGCUCAGGAUUCCCCAAUUUGAGGGCGCUCUACCCAUUGAGGUCAAAGAAGCCAUGCAAUCUGAGCCCUCCGAGAAAUUUCAAACAAUGGCCUUCGGCUACGUGUUGUCUGAGAAAAAGGAGAAGGAAAAAUCCAAUGUCGAAGAACCGUCUUUUCGUGGUCCGCGUCUUCUGUCCAAUGCUGAAACUGGAGCAUCAUCGGGCUAUGGACCACGAGCUUCACGUUAUGGAACAUCGGCUCCGUAUCCCCACCCACCACCGCCGCCUAGACCUGUCAGGAGGCGUCGCAGGGCCCAGGACUACUAUGAUCCUGAAGAUUCACCCGACGACGAGCAUACCUCGGAAUCCCGAAGUUUCUACAAGAAGGAGGAUAUGACAGAUAUACUGAAAGUCAUGCUUUCGGGCAAGGUGUAUGGAUUCAGUCUCGGAGACUCAACCUGGGGGACUUUCUCGGUCUCUCGAGUUGGAAAACCCGAUUGGAACCCGAACGUCUGGGGACAACUUGUCAUGAAUGCGCGUCAGAAAGAACUACUGGAGAGCUUAAUCCGGUCUCAUGGAAAGGAACAGUCUGGCUUUGAUGACAUCAUUAAGGGUAAAGGUAAAGGCUUGGUGGGCCUUCUAUUGGGUCCACCGGGUGUAGGAAAGACAUUGACGGCAGAAGCUGUAGCUGAGAUCUCUCAGUUGCCACUAUACGUCAUGUCUUGCGGUGGGCUUGGAAGUGAUGCGCAUGAGAUCAAUAGGUCGUUGAAGACGUAUCUCGAGCUUGCCUCAAGGUGGAAUGCUGUACUUCUGCUAGACGAAGCUGACGUUUAUCUUGCGAAGAGAAACGACAAUGACCUGGAAAGGAAUGCCAUUAUCUCUGUAUUUCUGCGAGAGAUCGAGUAUUAUACUGGAAUUCUGAUCUUGACCACCAAUCGGGCUCAGUCUAUCGAUCCGGCCUUCCAAAGCCGUAUUCACUUCUGCCAUCACUACCAUCGCCACAAUACCUCCACUCGGAAAAAGAUUUGGAAAACAUUCGUGGAAGACUCCAGGAAGAAUCCUAGUAUCCAUAUCGACAUCAGUGAAGAUGGGUUCGAUGAACUGGCUACCCUCAACUUAAACGGUCGCGAAAUCAAGAAUGCAAUGAGUCUCGCAGUAUCCCUGGCCGCCAGCAAUCCUGGAAACAACCUAUUGCAAGCUGAAAGGAUUAUCGACAUCACCAAGCUUCUACAGAAUUUCAAUUUCGUCGAUGAGGAUGAACCUGAGGAUAAGGAAGAGGAGAAUUGCAACGACGAAACUUCACUAAAGCUUCAAAUCGACUUGCCAUGCCAAGGGGUGGCUGAGAACGUCCCAGAAAAAGUGAGAGAUCGUCGACCGCGCAAGACUGGUAUACCCAAAAUCCAGAUACGCAAUCGCUCAACAGAGUCUUCGAAUGCUGGCAUCGCGAACGGUGUUUGA